AGUGAGCUGGCAGAAUCUCAGCAGCAGCAGCAGCAGCGCGUAUAUCAGAUGAAAUGGUUUGGCCCUCGGGGUUACAGGAAGUUGUAGCAGCUGCCAUGUUUAGCUGCUUUGUUGUAGAUUUCUUGUAGGUUUCCUGCAGAUUUUUUUAAGUGUUGCAAUGGAGCCGAGCUGGAGUUCAUUUUUAUUUCAGCAGGCCAAUGAAGCCCUUCACCACCAGCACCAGAACAGCCUGCUGCCGCUGCUCAACUCUGAGCCGCAGGAUCAAAAGCCUAUUCUUCCCAUCCUGCUCGACCAGAAACCCCCAGUCAGUGCGGCUGACCUCCUCAAAGACAACAUGGGCGGUGGGACGGGCGGAGGGGGAGGUGGUGGUGGCGGUGGCGGUGGUCAGGUAGUAAUAAAGAAGGAACCCAAGUCAAAGACUCCCUUCAUAUGCGGCUACUGCAACAAGGCCUUUCGGGACAGUUACCAUCUCCGGCGGCAUGAGUCCUGUCACACGGGCAUUAAGAUGGUGUCACGGCCCAAGAAGACAACCACAGCGCCCACCAUGGUGCCUCUCAUUUCCACUGUGCCACGUGACAACAACGGCAACCCCUCCUAUGUCUCCACAGUGGCGGGCAUCCUCACCACCGUCACCACCUCCGCAUCUACGGCCGCAGGCGUGAUGUCAGUCCUGCCUCAGCAGCAGCCAGCCGUACCCAAGAAACCCCCCAAACCGGUGAAGAAGAACCACGGCUGCGAGAUGUGCGGCAAGGCCUUCCGUGACGUCUAUCACCUCAACCGCCACAAGCUCUCACACUCGGACGAGAAGCCAUUCGAGUGCCCCAUAUGUCACCAGCGUUUCAAGAGGAAGGACCGCAUGACCUACCAUGUGCGCUCGCACGACGGCGGCGUGCACAAGCCGUAUAUCUGCUCCGUAUGUGGGAAAGGUUUCUCUCGGCCAGAUCAUCUUAGCUGUCAUGUCAAGCAUGUACACUCCACAGAACGACCCUUUAAAUGCCAAGUUACCGCCUGCACAUCCGCCUUUGCCACCAAAGACCGUCUGCGUUCACACAUGAUACGGCAUGAAGGCAAAGUCACCUGCAACAUUUGCGGGAAGAUGCUGAGUGCCGCCUACAUCACCAGCCACCUCAAGACCCAUGGCCAGGCGGGCUUCACCUCCCCCUGUAACAAAGACUCUAACAACGUGUGCCACUCUGCCUCAGUCACAUCAGUCACUGCUUCAACCGCGUCCAACACUACGGCCAUGAACCGCGGCAUCGCCAGCAACCCCGUCACCAUCGCCGCCCAGAUGAACAUCACCACCAACACGGUCAACAUCACCUCCCCCAUCAGCCUUCAGCAUCCAGUCACCAUCACUGCUCCCGUCAACAUCGCCUCGGUCAACAUCCCAGCUACGGCGCCCAUGAACAUCGCCCAUCCCGUCGCCAUAACCUCGCCCAUGUCAAUGAACAUCACCGGUCCGCUCAACAUCGCCAUGAGGCCAAUGGAAAGCAUGUCUUUCCUCUCGCAGGUCCUGCCUUCCUCUCCUCCCUGGUAGAACCCAACGUCCCACCCGCCUUCUCCUAGUAAACCUCAUGUCUCCCGUUUUAGUCUUUCUCUCCAGCUGUGAGGGGAAAAAAAGAGCCUGGAGGAAUGGCGAGUAUAGGAAAAUGACAGUCCGCAGCGGCAAGGAAUCAUGCGGAUGUUAGCUGGCACUUUGCAUCUCCUUCGCUCGGCUGAGAGAUUGUCUAGAGUUUAGUGAUGGACAGAAAAAAAUAGUUAUGCAUGGAGUGGAAGACUGACAUGCUGUAUGUUUGGUGAUUUCACUCUUCUAGUGCCAGAAAAUCCUUGCCAGUCGGCUGUUUGAAGCGGAGCGCUUCAUUGUUAGUGUUAACGGUUUAAGGACUUUGGCAAAUAUUAACUGUGAGGAUUUUAUUUUUGUUACAUUAGCUUGCUUAUCAGUAUUUCAUAGUUUUAUGCAUUUAAUGAGUCACGUACAACAAAAGGGACAGUGGCUUCCAUUAAUGGAAGAUGAGAGGGUUUUAUUUUUUUUGAGACAAAACUCUACAAAUGAGGAAAAAUUAGAACAAGUUUUUAAAAGGCCUCCUGUCAUUGUAAGCCUUUUAAUCUGUAGCUGUGUUUUUAUUUUUUUUAUUAUUAUAAUUAUUAUACUCUAUAGGUAAUCUUUGGAGUUGGUCAUUCCUGAUUGUAGAAUAAUUAUGUUCAGUUUCAAUAGCUGGGAUAUUCUUCUGCUUAGUGGGGUUGAACAUUAACAGUUACAAUCUUGCACUGAACACAUAUCUCUUUGGUGAUUAUUCUGACGGCAGUAUUAUUUUAGAUCAAAUAUUUUGAGGGUUUGCAUAGAUGCCUGGUCACCAAGUGGCCGACUUCAACACAGAAAGGUCCAUUUGUAUUCUUAAGAGCAUUUAGUUUUGUAACCGUGUAGUCUUUGCUCUUCCUUUCCAAAGGACGAGGGCUGUUUUUCCUUAGGACCUUUUGCUCAGGAAAUUUGCUGAGGGUGUCCCAACUUACUCUGCUCCUGUUAUGGACAGAAUCGCGCGUAACACUUUCUUCCAGACCUAGUUUUCUACGCAAUUAACACACUAAACAUAGUUCCCUUUAUUGGCGAAAACUGAGACGCACCUCAGAGGUUGAGGUGCCAUAUACUCUUAAGCUGUUGGCGUGAUCGUCAGUCACAGGAGCAUGAAGUUAACCUCUGUUGCUUGUUCGUUUACCCCAGUCACAGUAAAAACCAAAACUGCCUUCAAAUUUUCAGGGUUUGUCAUAUUGUUUGGAGUAACCCUGUUUAAAAAUAACAGAUAAAAUCGGCUUGCGCAGAUAUCCCCAAACUAGUCAUUCUCUUCAAUUUUCCUUUCCCUGUUGGAUAUAAUAAGCAAUAUGCCUUUCUCAGUCCUACUUUUGACCGAGCCGGACAGCUGUCGUACCUGUUUUGUGUUAUGAUAUGGGGAAACCGAUGCAAGGUAUGUAGUCACACGUGGCACCAGUUGUGUGCGCUUGUGUGAUGUGAAUGAGUCUCAAACAAUUAGUAAAACCAGCUGAAUGUGAUCGUACUUUAAAUGAUGAUGUCAUAGCUACCACCGCGCUUCGGCGUAAAUCGCCGGAAGAAGGUUUAGUUUGUGUUAACUCGCACCCCCAGUGUUUCCCAACCAGCGUUGACCUGGUAGCAAAGCAUUUGUGGUCUUAAAUUAGUAUUACGUGGACUUACAUGUAGGGAUGUGAAAGCAAAAAUCGUUUAAUGGCCUGUUUUACGUUUUCGUUUUGUUUGUUUAUAAAUGUUGCCUUCGGUAGAGGCGGCUUAUUACGACUGAGAACUGGAAUUCGAGGAAUGUGGCUGAAAAAAACACUACAACAAAAAACAAAAACAAACGAAAGGGUUUUUAAUUGUGCUUUGUGAUUUAAAUGUUUGUCCUUCCACAAUGGCGUCACUUCCGUGCCUGAACUGCAUGUCUGAAAAUGCCACCGUGAAACACAUCAGUCUUCUCUCAGAUAAGACGAGCAGUGCUCAGCGAUGGAAACUGCCUGGGCGGCCAACUGCAGUUUAACUGUUUACCAAAUGUGUGUGGAGAUUUAAAAUCUAUUUUGCGUAUGAAAUAUCAAGUUGCCAUGUUUGAGGAAUUUGUUGGUAUUUUUUUUUUUUUUUUUUAUAUCCUAUAAAGUAUUGCUUAUGAAGUUACUCCUUAUGCAUCAGUAUCUUUUAAAGAACAUUAAUGGGGCAAAAACAAGAAAAGACUUGUUCGGUUUUGGAUUGGAGAGUUUAAAAUAAGUCCAGUCCUUUCAUGUUCUUUUGAUUAAAUUGGCAAACCCAUGUGAAGGCCAAUGAAUGUAUAUCUUUGUACAAAAACAUUUAGCUCAGAGAACGUGGUAGUUACAAUAGACACAUGCAAGGAAAAACACAAGUAAAAUAACCUUUUAUAAGACUUUUUGUAUUAGAACAUUAACAUUGGUAAUUUUGUAUAUAUAUAUGAAGACUAGGCUUUUUUUGGUUAGCAGAAAGGUAAAAACAUUCCUAUUUUUUUUUUUUAAAUGUAUGUCAAGAAUAAUUAUGUAAACACAUUGCGCAAUGUUUUAUGUGCCUUUUAUUUGGGUUGUCUAAAUAAAAGAAAACUGUCAAGUAU
Molecule: messenger RNA, 4115 nt
Organism: Cyprinus carpio (common carp)
Lineage: Eukaryota; Metazoa; Chordata; Actinopteri; Cypriniformes; Cyprinidae
Product: vascular endothelial zinc finger 1-like
Biological process (GO): regulation of transcription by RNA polymerase II
Cellular component (GO): nucleus
Molecular function (GO): DNA-binding transcription factor activity, RNA polymerase II-specific; RNA polymerase II cis-regulatory region sequence-specific DNA binding
Source: RefSeq, a predicted model, not a curated record